ACGUCGUGUGAUCGUCGUACAGUCAUUUACGGACUCUGCUCGAAGGAGGCUGCGUCUAUCCGCUCACCGUCUAGUUGCUCCGCUGCGCCCGCGAACAAAACAAAACAAAAUGGCGUCCGCCAGAUCGGUGAGAGAAUUUUAUAAAGAUCGAAACGUCUUAGUGACAGGUGGUUCUGGUUUUAUGGGUAAAGUUCUCAUUGAAAAGCUGCUGUAUUCCGUUCCCGAUAUCGGCUACAUUUACAUCCUCAUGAGACCUAAGAGAGGGAAGUCAGUUACUGAAAGACUCGAAGACAUGCAGCGACUACCGCUAUUUCAUAGAAUAAAAAAUGAAAAACCCAACGCUUUUAAAAAACUGAAAGUAUUACAAGGUGAUGUGGUGUUUGAGGACUUCGGCUUGCCGGAAUCAGUCAUAGAAAAUAUAAGCAACGAAGUAUCUGUGGUGUUCCACUUUGCUGCUACCUUAAGGCUUGAGGCUCCUCUAAAAGACAAUGUGAAUAUGAACACUGCUGGCACUCUAAGAACACUGAAUGUAGCCAGGAAAUUAAAAAACCUGGCCAUUUUUGUCCACCUAUCUACUGCUUUCUGUUAUCCUGACUAUGAGGUGUUGGGAGAAAAGAUAUACGCGGCGCCAGCACAACCUGAACAAGUGAUGCAGCUUGUAAAAUGGCUAGACGACAGGCAACUUGCAUUAAUAACACCGUCGCUUCUUGGCCCGCAUCCAAACUGUUACACUUACUCGAAGCGGCUAGCGGAGAGGGUGGUAGAAGAAGCGUACAAACAUCUGCCGAUUGUCAUCGCUCGUCCAAGCAUUGUGUGUCCUUCGCUAAAGGAGCCAGUGCCUGGAUGGGUGGAUAACCUAAACGGGCCAGUGGGUGUGAUGCUAGGUGCGGGCAAAGGCGUUAUCCGCACAAUGCUGUGUGACGGCUCUCUCACUGCACAAGUGAUACCAGUGGACAUAGCCAUCAAUGCUAUCAUCGCCAUUGGAAUGCUGGAAGGAACAAGGAUGGAAAAACUUGACAUUAUUCCUGUUUACAACGUGAACAUAGGCCAUCAGAAACCGACGACAUGGGGCGAAGUUCUGAAUGUGGCAAAAGCAUACGGAAGGAAAUAUCCAUUGUCAUGGCCCCUUUGGUAUCCCAACGGAGACAUAACCACCAAUUACGCUUUGCACGAAUUACGCCGCAUUUUUUACCAUUUGGUACCGGCUUAUUGUAUCGAUUUCAUCCUGUUCUUGACGGGACAAAAGCGAUUCAUGGUGAGAAUACAACACCGAAUUAGUCAAGGGCUAGAAGUUCUGCAGUAUUUCACGACGCGUCCGUGGUCUUUCCCGUGUCCAAACUAUGACAGCAUUCAAGGAAACCUGAACGAUGAAGAAAAGAAAAUAUUCAACACCGAUAUAAGCGACGUUGAUCGUGGCGAAUACAUGCAAAAGUGUGUCGAAGGCGGUCGAGUGUAUUGUCUAAAAGAGGACCCAAAAAAUAUGGCCAUCAACAGAUUGUACCACAACUUUUUGUACGUGCUGCACAUCAUUUUUAUGAUUCUAUUCUGGCUUCUGAUACUGUCUUAUUUUGCUACGUGGUUUGAACCAGUGAGAAAUGUAUUCGCUAUCGGAGAGCCUUUAGUAAAACAUAUACCAUUUUUGGGACCCAGUGUACUCAAAAAUACUGAAAAACAUUUUUAAAAUAUUCUAUGGUGCUUGGCUAGUAAAUCCUAAGAAAUGAAUAGCUUAAUAUAAACAUAAGUCUUUAUUAACUUCGCUACAUGUAUUAUAUACAAUUAUAUAACUUUUAACAAAAAUAUAUGUCUGUUAUUAGUCGUAAUAGUAAAUUAUAUUGUUAUAAUUGUAAUGGGUAUUCUAUUCUACGCUUUUUCCGACAUAUUUGAUUAGUCUUAUUUUUUUGCUACAUAGGAAAUACAAAAUAUAAGUCGACGAUAUCAAUUGACACACUGCGAAAAAAAACUGCGUAGAAUUUAUUUUCUAAACCCACGUGGAAGCGCUAUACCAAAUAUUAAGUAUAUACAUUAAAACUGCAUUGUAAGUAUGUGUUUUCCGCAGUGCACGGUAAACUUGCAAAUUAACUCUGAUGGUUAUAAGUCAGCACAUUGCAUCGCAUCAAUCGAGUGCAAUUUAAAUAUAUAUUUAUACAGUAAUGUUUAACCCCAACAUCUGCAGAGGGUCAUGGUUUUUCAGUUUUUGUAAGAAUCGUACCUAUAGAAUUCUUCUUUUUGCGUAGUCUAAAACGCAGUUUGGAGGAUUUCUAUAAUAUGCAAAUGAGUUGCAGUUUUUUGCUCAAGUGCGAAAUCCGUGUCUGGUUUAAUUAUUCAACAAAGCCGUCGAAAUUAUUAAGUUAAAUAAAUUUUGAACUGAUGUUAAAUUAAAACGAAACAUCCUCAACCAAAAUGGUGUAAAGCAUGGAACAAAAUAACUUCGUAUCUUUUUUUAAAUACUAUAUUUUGUGAUGACUGCUAGGGACGAAGUGCAAGUCGGGAUAUAAUCGUGUUUACUAGCUAUUCAUAGUAGCUUCCAUAACGAUAGAAAAUAACAAGACAAAGAGAAUUAUAAUAAACAAGAACAAAAAUGAAAAUGAAAAUUACUGCCUCGGUGGCGCAGUAAUACUGCAUGCGCGGUACGACAGCGCUCUG
Manduca sexta (tobacco hornworm) is the source of this 2643-nucleotide messenger RNA. RefSeq names its product putative fatty acyl-CoA reductase CG5065. Gene Ontology annotation, molecular function: alcohol-forming very long-chain fatty acyl-CoA reductase (NADP+) activity. The record is from RefSeq and is a predicted model, not a curated record. NCBI's taxonomy places the organism in Eukaryota, Metazoa, Arthropoda, Insecta, Lepidoptera, Sphingidae. The coding region runs from base 110 to 1681 and encodes 523 amino acids. The transcript has 8 exons. Gene Ontology annotation, cellular component: peroxisome. Gene Ontology annotation, biological process: long-chain fatty-acyl-CoA metabolic process.